This is a messenger RNA of Striga hermonthica, 1069 nucleotides long. NCBI's taxonomy places the organism in Eukaryota, Viridiplantae, Streptophyta, Magnoliopsida, Lamiales, Orobanchaceae. The record is from the annotation of a GenBank genome assembly.
GAGUCUUCGAGCAGGGCCUUGCCGAACCUCCCUGGCAAAGACCCCUGCUCGAUUAUAUGAGGAUGUUUUGAAGCGAUGCAGGAAGUAUAUUAAUCUGGAAGAGAUAGAGGUGGAGUUUGCGAAAUUGGAGGGGACAGCUCGGUCAGAGCCAAAGAAAGAGAAGAGCCCCCAAAGGAGCAGAUUGCCGAGGAGAAGUUCACCCAAAAGGAGUGGGUCAAAAAGAACAUCGCCUAGGAGGGAAGGUCGAGACUUGAAACUGGCGAAAAAGGAUGAUAGGUGGCAAGGGAGGCCACUGUCGUUUGAAAGACAGAGGUACCAUAAUUUUACACCUUUGAGGAAAGAUUUGACAGAAGUGCUCGAGGCGAUGGAGCAGAAAAUGUCGAGCGAGGAUGUGACGUGGCCGAAGACGAGGUUUACAGGCCCGAUUCGACCCAAGUCAGAUAUCUAUUGCCGUUUUCAUCGAGACUACGGUCAUACCACAGAAAUUUGCAGGCAUUUGAAAGAUGAGAUUGAGAGGUUGAUUCGAGCAGGGCAUUUGAAGGAGUUUGUGUAUCAGGACAGGGUGAAAGGAAAGGGAAGAAGGAGAUGUCAGGAGGAUUCAGAGGAGAGGAGUGAUAGAGAUGAGAAGGGGGAUGAUAGAGAUGGUCGAGGGAAGAAGUCGAGGAGGGACGGAGAGAAAGGAGGGCUAAGGGGCGAAACCCCUGUAAAAAGAGGGACGAUUUAUAUGAUUUCUGGAGGGCCAAUGGAUGACGACUCGAACAAUGCUAGGAAGGAGCAUGCUCGAGCAGUGAAAAAAAAGAGAGAAGAGGUUGGAAUCACGGCUCAUAUGUCGGUGAUAAGUUUUAAGGCGGAGGAUGCUGAGGGCGUGGUGUUACCACACAAUGAUGCUUUGGUGAUUACCACGGAGGUUGCGGGUUUUGAUGUGAAGAGGGUGUUUAUUGUUACCCGGUGUUCGGUAGAUGUGAUGUUUUAUGAAUAUUUUUCACAGAUCAACAAGGAGCUGAAUAUGGAGUUGAAGCCGCUGGCCAGGGCUCUCUAUGGUUUUAAUGGAGGGAAGUCAUGCCGAUGG